This is a messenger RNA of Myxocyprinus asiaticus (Chinese sucker), 3228 nucleotides long. RefSeq names its product kelch-like protein 13. Gene Ontology annotation, biological process: protein ubiquitination; regulation of cytokinesis. The record is from RefSeq and is a predicted model, not a curated record. Lineage: Eukaryota; Metazoa; Chordata; Actinopteri; Cypriniformes; Catostomidae. Gene Ontology annotation, cellular component: Cul3-RING ubiquitin ligase complex. Gene Ontology annotation, molecular function: cullin family protein binding; ubiquitin-protein transferase activity. The transcript is spliced from 8 exons. Bases 337 to 2385 code for a protein of 682 amino acids.
CCCUUUUCCGUCCUGUCCAUCAUCAUCAUCCCUCUCUCUUUCUCAGGAGAUGAUGGUCCACGGCUAAGGCACACCUGCUUUUCACCUCUCAGCUCAGGCAUAGUGUCAUUUCUCUCGGCUUUCCGCCAGCUGAGGUAUUCAAACAGAGCUUCCUCAAACAGCGAAGAGUUGCAUCGGAAGCAGCGCUGCUGAUCCUCAUCUUUAUUCCUCUUCCUCCUCCCUGUUCUCGGUCAGAGCUGCCGGGGAUGGAAGCGCGCGCUGGUCGCCUCUUCAUGGACUCGCUCUUUACAAGUAUUACCGCUCACGCUGUCGCUCAAAGGUGCUGACUGGAAAAACAUGCCGUUGAAAUGGAAAAGCGGUUCGCCCGUGAGCUGGAAAUUCCCCGUACCCGUCCUUAAAACGUCCAGGUCCUCUCCGCUGUCGCCAGCAUACAUCCACCAGCACUCGUUUGUGGUGUGGACCACCCACUCUCUGCUUGCUGCAUCUCCAACUUAUCACCUGACAGGAUCACUGGUGGAGGAUGAUGAUGCUCAGAUGAUUAAGGUGUCACUGGGAUGCAGUGAAAUGGGACUGUCCUCCCACUUGCAAGCCUCAAAAACAGGAAACACACGCUUCUUUACCAGCAACACACACAGCUCUGUGGUUCUACAGGGUUUUGACCAGUUGAGAAUAGAAGGCCUGCUGUGUGAUGUCACGUUGGUGGCAGGAGAUGGGGAUGAGGCGUUUCCUGUUCAUCGAGCCAUGAUGGCCUCCUCCAGCGACUACUUUAAAGCCAUGUUUACAGGUGGAAUGAAAGAGCAGGAUUUGAUGUGUAUAAAGCUACAUGGUGUGAAUCGAAUAGGGCUAAAGAAGAUUAUAGACUUCAUUUACACCGCCAAACUCUCUCUCAACAUGGAAAACCUACAGGACACCCUAGAGGCUGCUAGCUUUCUCCAGAUUCUGCCUGUCCUCGACUUCUGCAAAGUCUUUCUCAUUUCUGGGGUGUCAUUGGAAAACUGUGUGGAGGUGGGGCGAAUCGCCAACACCUACAACCUCACUGAGGUGGACAAAUAUGUCAACAACUUCAUCCUCAAGAAUUUUCCCUCAUUGCUGGGCACUGGCGAGUUUGUCAAACUUCCAUUUGAACGUCUAGCAUUUGUGCUCACCUCUAACAGUCUAAAACACUGCAGCGAGCUGGACCUGUUUAAAUCUGCUUGCCGCUGGUUACGUUUCGAAGAAGGCCGCAUGGAAUAUGCUGCCAAGCUAAUGCGCAAUAUCCGAUUUCCACUCAUGAGUCCAACAGAACUCAUAAACCACGUACAGACUGUCGACUUCAUGCGUACAGACAAUACAUGUGUUAAUCUUUUAUUAGAAGCCAGCAACUACCAGAUGAUGCCAUACAUGCAGCCAGUGAUGCAGUCAGAACGAACUGCAAUCCGUUCGGACCACACUCAUUUAGUGACGCUAGGGGGUGUUUUGAGGCAACAGCUAGUUGUAAGUAAAGAGUUGCGACUUUUUGACGAGAAAGCGCACGAAUGGAAGGCACUGGCACCAAUGGAUGCACCACGCUACCAGCAUGGGAUUGCAGUGAUAGGGAACUUUUUGUAUGUGGUUGGUGGACAGAGUAACUAUGACACGAAAGGUAAAACAGCUGUGGAUACUGUGUUCAGAUAUGACCCGAGGUAUAACAAGUGGAUUCAGGUGGCAUGUUUGAAUGAGAAGAGAACCUUCUUUCAUCUGAGCGCACUCAAAGGACAUCUAUACGCUGUGGGAGGAAGAAAUGCUGCUGGAGAGCUGGCAACUGUGGAGUGUUAUAACCCCAGGACGAAUGAAUGGACUUACGUGGCCAAAAUGAACGAGCCCCAUUACGGACACGCAGGCACAGUUUAUGGAGGAUUCAUGUACAUUUCAGGUGGAAUAACCCACGACACCUUCCAGAAAGAGCUCAUGUGUUUUGACCCAGAUGCAGACAAGUGGACUCAGAAGGCUCCCAUGACGACAGUCCGCGGUUUGCACUGCAUGUGCACUGUUGGCGACCGCCUCUAUGUCAUCGGCGGAAACCACUUCCGGGGCACUAGCGACUACGAUGACGUGCUGAGCUGCGAGUACUACAGCCCCGCCCUCGACCUGUGGACACCAAUCGCAGCCAUGCUGCGCGGGCAGAGUGAUGUGGGCGUGGCUGUGUUUGAGAAUAAGAUCUAUGUGGUGGGCGGCUACUCGUGGAACAACCGCUGCAUGGUGGAGAUCGUACAAAAGUACGACCCAGAGAAGGACGAAUGGCAUAAAGUUUUCGACCUGCCUGAGUCCCUCGGUGGCAUAAGGGCCUGCACACUGACUGUGUUUCCACCAGAGGACCUCUCGCUUUCUGGCUCACUGAAUCGAGAGUCUCCCCUCUCUGCUCCUUGAGAAUGGAUAGAGGGAGAGUGAGAGAGAGAGGAAUAAAGGGGUAGAAUGCUUGAUGAACAGAUGGAUGGAUUGAUAGACUAAAGCAGCUCCAUCCCUGUGUGUACAUGCAUCUUUUUCUCUCUCUCUCUCUCUCUCUUUCUCUGUCCCCACAGGAAAAAGACAAUGUUUGCACUCCCCUCUGAAAUACGUUUCAAUCUGUCUGUGGUGAAUCUCCUCUCCCUUCCCUUAAAUAAUUCCACUUCUCUUCCUCAUCUCUCUUUUCCCUACCUCCUGAUUGCUAAUGCUGAAAAAUCCUUCCAUCCCUCUCUCCUUCAUCCCCUUUUCCUUCUUUGUUUUGCGAUGAGAAAGGAAAAUGGAAAUACUCUAAGGGUUGAGCUCAAUCACAUGUUAACACUGCAUUUUUGGGGUUUGUUUUGUCUCUUUUGGCAGGAAUAACCUUGACUUGAAAAACAAAAGACUUUGCAAUUCAACUUUUCUACCUGAGUCUCGGAGUUUUGCUAUGAAGACAUUUCCCUGAUGCCCCCAAUUCUGAGGUCAUCUCCCCCUUCACGGUUCUCUCAUUCCCAUCACUUUCUCUUCAUUUUGCCUGCUCAUUUUCCCUGUUUCUGUCCACGCUCAACUUUUUUCCUCUUGCCCAAUUUUGUACCCUCAUUCUUUGUCUCUCUCAGGGGGUUAGUUGACCUUUGACCACAGGAUGAGGACAGUUUUAAACUCGGGGGUUGGCCUGCCCCCAUCCCGCCCUCUCUAACUGAUAUUUAAUUUAGUUACUCCUGCUGUUGUUAUGAACCAUUAACAGAAUUGUGUUUUCUAAAUUUAAUAAACAGAAUUUUGAAAGGAAAAAAA